GUUCAACGUAUACAAUGCUAGAUAUUUGUAUUAUUCUUAAGUAUACCAUAAGUAUCAGUAGGGAAAUCACAACUGAUGUCUUCUACCUUUAACCUUGAUAUAUAGUAACAAUUAGGUUAUAUUGUUAAAGGCUGAGAAAUCAGAUAGUGCAUAUUUAUGAAAUAUGGCUGCUAAUACGAUUGUAUAAUAGACGUCGCCUACUAAUCCAUAUAGCAUAGACAUCAUAAACUGUUUUUUUAGCAGAUCACAAAUUAAAUAAGCUAGCUUAAGCUCACGAACAAUCCAAACUGAACUGGCUCUUUAGGUAGUACUCCAUUAACGAGCUGAGUUGAACGGGCUUGUUAGCCAGAGCCGAGCCGAUGUGAGGUGAGCCUGUCCGAGGCUUCUCAUCCGCGUCGCAUGGACUCGGGGUCUCGUGCUGUCGCGGUGUCGCCAGCCAGCCGCCUCCCGCAUCGCCUCCAAGGCUCUCCAACCGGGGCGCCUGCCUAACCGGCCGAUUUCCUUCCUUGCGUAGCUCCAUUCCACUGCACAAACAGCGCGCCACUUUCCCAAUUCCCGUCGCGUGGCCUCCUUCCGAUCCUGGCCACUUUGUGCGUCCUGUAGCGAGGGGGUGAUCGGUGAUGGACUGGGGGAACAGGACCAAGGCCGCCGCCGCCGCUGCGGCGCCGGACGAGAGGGCCGGGGGAGGGGAAGGGCUCGGAGGAUACGUCAAGGUCAUGACCGACGAACAGAUGGAGGUGCUCCGCAAGCAGAUCUCCAUCUACGCCACCAUCUGCGAGCAGCUUGUCGAGAUGCAUCGCGUCCUCACCGAGCACCAGGACACCAUUGCAGGUUUCAUUCAUCGCUGUUGCCUGUUGGUCUUCUGUUCAAAUUAUGUAGUCUCCCUUCUCCAUUUGGUGAAGAGUGAAGGAUUGAGGUUUAGCAAUCUGUACUGUGACCCUCUAAUCAUCCCCGGCGGUCACAAGAUCACGGCAAGGCAGCGGUGGCAACCAACACCGAUGCAGCUGCAGAUCCUGGAGAGCAUCUUCGACCAGGGCAACGGGACACCGAGCAAGCAGAAGAUAAAGGAGAUAACAGCGGAGCUCUCGCAGCACGGCCAGAUCUCGGAGACGAACGUGUACAACUGGUUCCAGAACAGGCGGGCACGGUCGAAGCGGAAGCAGGCCGCUGCUUCCUUACCGAACAACGCCGAAUCCGAAGCCGAGGCGGACGAGGAGCCUCUCGCCGACAAGAAGCCGAAGUCAGACAGGCCGCCGCCGCCGCCGCCGCCGAUCCAGGAUAAUACCAAGGCUACGGGCGCUCUCAGCGCCGACAGGGUCUCUGGUGGGACGCGUCACUUGGACACGGGUCAUGACCAGACCAGUGGCGUGAUGUAUGGGUGCAACGACAGUGGCUUGUUGAGAUCGUCCGGCAGUUCGGGCCAGAUGUCCUUGUACGAGAACUUCAUGUCGAAUCCAAGAAUCGAUCGUUUCCCGGCGAAGGUGGAGAGCUCCCGGAGCUUCCCCCAUCUCCAACAACACGGGGAAGGCUUUGGCAUGUUUGGAUGACAUGCAUGCUGCUGCGCUGAGUUGCCGUGUGAAAAAUGGAGGUCGACACAGCGUGCGUUCGAUUUGCUGACGUGAAAGUUUUAUCUUGGAUGGUACGUGUUGCUUAUCACGGUCUGGUUGACCACCUCCGCGGAUGGUAGCUAGCUAGCUUGAACGAACCUGCUCUUUUGGAGUAGCUGUAAGAGGUUGAUAUAUAGUAGUAUUUGCACGUAGUCUAAUUACUCUAAAUUAUCAGCAUAUAAUUCUUCAUGUUUGCAGAUUUAGCACGAGACCAGUCCUACGCUGCUGCUGCUGAGCAGCAGGUUGUGGUUAAACCUUCGUUUCGCGUGUGUGUGUGUGUGAAA
This is a messenger RNA of Zea mays, 1891 nucleotides long. RefSeq names its product WUSCHEL-related homeobox 8-like. The record is from RefSeq and is a predicted model, not a curated record. The coding region runs from base 621 to 1547 and encodes 308 amino acids. Gene Ontology annotation, molecular function: DNA binding; DNA-binding transcription factor activity. NCBI's taxonomy places the organism in Eukaryota, Viridiplantae, Streptophyta, Magnoliopsida, Poales, Poaceae. The transcript is spliced from 4 exons.